This is a messenger RNA of Cajanus cajan (pigeon pea), 1221 nucleotides long. RefSeq names its product transcription initiation factor IIE subunit beta. Gene Ontology annotation, molecular function: TFIIH-class transcription factor complex binding. Lineage: Eukaryota; Viridiplantae; Streptophyta; Magnoliopsida; Fabales; Fabaceae. The record is from RefSeq and is a predicted model, not a curated record. Gene Ontology annotation, biological process: transcription initiation at RNA polymerase II promoter. Gene Ontology annotation, cellular component: transcription factor TFIIE complex.
GCCGCAGUCUCUACACAAACCAAAGCCCAUUCAGUAACGCAAAAGUCUUUGCUUCCAUUUGAGGAUUAGGGUUUUGCCCAAUUCGAAUUUCAAAGUGAGCAACCACCGUGUGCGUGUUUGGAUCUUCAGAUGGCGUUGCAGGAGAGGCUAGAGAAGUUCAAGAAGCAGCAAGAGAAGUGCCAGACCACGCUGUCGAGCAUUGCAGCAAGCAAGGCCGCUGCCCAAAAAUCUGCCUCCGCCUCGGCCAACGGAAGAAAUGCGGUUCCUCCGGUUAAGUUUUCCAGCGACACCGAGAGGCUUCAGCAUAUUAACAGCAUACGCAAAUCCCCUGUGGGUGCUCAGAUGAAGCGUGUUAUUGACCUCCUUCUAGAGACACGGCAAGCUUUGACACCAGAGCAGAUAAAUGAGGCGUGCUAUGUUGACAUGAAGGCUAACAAAGAUGUCUUUGAGAAUUUGAGGAAAAACCCGAAAGUAAACUAUGAUGGGCAACGAUUCUCUUACAAGUCAAAGUAUGGUCUUAAGGACAAAACUGAGCUUCUACAUCUGAUACGAAAGUAUCCAGAGGGUCUUGCUGUUAUUGACCUAAAGGAUGCGUAUCCGACUGUGAUGGAAGACUUGCAGGCUUUGAAAGCUGCGGGGCAGAUUUGGCUGCUGUCCAACUUUGAUUCUCAGGAAGACAUUGCCUACCCUAAUGAUCCCAAAGUGCAUAUUAAGGUGGAUGAUGAUCUGAAACAGCUUUUCCGGAGUAUUGAAUUGCCUCGUGAUAUGAUUGAUAUAGAGAAGGAUCUUCAAAAGAAUGGAAUGAAGCCUGCCACUAACACUGCCAAGAGGAGGAGUGCAGCACAAAUUCAAGGCAUUUCUUCCAAGCCAAAGCCUAAGAAGAAGAAGAGUGAAAUCAGCAAGAGAACGAAGCUGACCAAUGCCCAUCUUCCAGAGCUUUUUCAGAAUUUAAACAGUUCCUGAUUAACUCUCAACUAGUGUUGUAUUAGUUAAAAUAGAAACUUAUCAGUCAGUCUAAACUAGAUUAGCAGUGUGAGAAAUAUUCAGGAAGUUCUUGCUGCUCUGCCCUACUCUUAUUUGUUUUCAAUUUUUAUACAUGAAGGCUGCAGCUAAUGGACUGUUGUGAUCUGUGUAAUAACUCGUAUUAAUUUGUGAAUCCUUGUAUAUUAAAACCAUGUUAUAAUUAAUGUCCAAAUCUUGUAACUUUAUAUACAAAAAAUA